This is a messenger RNA of Aegilops tauschii subsp. strangulata, 739 nucleotides long. RefSeq lists its product as uncharacterized. Gene Ontology annotation, biological process: retrograde vesicle-mediated transport, Golgi to endoplasmic reticulum; intracellular protein transport; intra-Golgi vesicle-mediated transport. Gene Ontology annotation, cellular component: COPI vesicle coat. The record is from RefSeq and is a predicted model, not a curated record. Lineage: Eukaryota; Viridiplantae; Streptophyta; Magnoliopsida; Poales; Poaceae.
GGUCGGAGUCGCGAGUCCACCACAACCGGAGGAGCACCGGCCACCACACCCGACACACACGCGGCAGAGAGAGAGAGAGAGAGAGAGAGAGAGAGAGAGAUCGGAGGGGAUCGCCGAGGUAGUAAGUAGAUCGGCCGGAGAGGAGGGAGAAGGCAGAUGAUACUCGCCGUGCUCUUCGCCAACUCCGAAGGCAACAUCCUCAUCGAGAGGUUCCAUGGCGUCCCCCCGGAGGAGCGGCUGCACUGGCGCUCCUUCCUCGUCAAGCUCGGCGCCGAGAACCUCAAGGGAGCCAAGUCCGAGGAGCUCCUCGUCGCCUCCCACAAGUCGGUCUCCAUUGUGUAUACCAUGAUCGGAGACGUCUGCCUGUACAUUGUUGGCAAGGAUGAAUAUGAUGAGCUUGCUCUGUCGGAGGUGAUCUUCGCUGUUACGUCGGCGGUGAAGGAUGUGUGUGCGAAACCACCCACCGAGCGCCUCUUCCUCGACAAGUACGGGAGGAUCUGCCUGUGCCUCGAUGAGAUCGUUUGGCAGGGGUUGCUGGAGAACACGGAGAAGGACAGGGUCCGGAGGCUCAUCAGGCUGAAGCCGCCCGUGGAGCCAUGAUUUUUUCCAGUUGAGGGAUGGAUCUUUCCUGUGUUUGUAUCGCUUUUUUUUAGAGCCUUGACGAUAACUCUGUCCAUGACUGUGCUGUGUACUACAACAAGUUGAUGGGAAUGUGAUUUGGUGUAUGGUUUCAAUUUCA